UCUGCUCUGCUCUCCCCGCCUCGCUCUUCCUGCUUCCGAGUGUCCGUCUGCGCUUCUUGUUCUGCUCUGUUACUGACGACAGAAGCACUGCCGGCUUUUGUCUGUUAUUCGCAUCUUCCGCGCGAUUGUUGUUGACGACCGAGAGGCGGAAAAGCAAAAAGAGUCUCGUUCGUUUACCCACUGCUGCCAUCACCACCACCACCAACUCUUCGUUCGCUGCUCAAUUAGAUUCACAUUGUUGUAAUGGGUUUGCUCUCAUUGGGAACCCCACUGCCGUGGAAAGAAGUCGAGAAGUACGCGAGCCAUGUGCGCGAGCAUGGAAUCACCCAAUUCUUGCAUAUAUGGAAUAAUACCAAGGAUAAGAAAGGAAAUAUCCUUCUCUGGGGUGAUGAGGUCGAGUAUAUGGUCGUCUCCUACGACGACGAGAAAAAGAAUGCCCUGCUUUCUCUGCGACAGGCGCAGAUCCUGCACGACUUGGAAGAAAACGAAAUCAAGCAGCGCAAGAUCGAAGAUGCCGAGGGUGUUGAACCCAACCAGCGCAUUCCAACAUUCCACCCCGAAUACGGUCGCUACAUGCUCGAGGCUACCCCCGGCUAUCCCUACACCGCCUCGUUCGACGACCUGCUCAACGUAGAGCGCAACAUGGAGCGACGGCGGACGAUUGCGAUUGCGAAUCUGCUGCCGAACGAGUUCCCCGUGACGCUGGCGUCGUACCCGCGACUAGGCGCGCCGGGCCAGUUCACGGACCCGUACUAUCCGCCGACGGGGCCUGCGAGUCGGUCGUUUUUCCUCCCGGAUGAGCUGAUUAACCCCCACGCGCGGUUCCCGACGUUGACGGCGAAUAUUCGUGAGCGGCGAGGGUCGAAGGUUGCUAUCAAUGUGCCGAUUUUCAAGGAUGAGAAGACGCCGAGUCCGUUUAUUGACCCCACGAUCCCGGUUGACCGCGAUCUCUACCCCGAGGACGCGAACGCAAAGGACGGGGCAGCGCUGGCGGACCAUAUUUAUAUGGACAGCAUGGGGUUCGGCAUGGGCUGCUGCUGCUUGCAAAUCACGUUUCAGGCGACUGAUAUCGACGAGGCGCGUCGGCUGUACGACCAGCUCGCGCCGCUGAGUCCGAUCUUUUUGGCGCUGACGGCGGCGAGUCCGGCGUGGAGAGGGUACCUGAGCGACCAGGACUGUCGGUGGAACGUGAUUGCCGGGAGCGUGGACGACCGGACUGAGGAAGAGCGCGGGCUGAAGCCGUUGCAGAAGAACCGGUUUGUGAUUCCAAAGUCGCGGUAUGAUUCGAUUGAUUGCUAUAUUUCGCGAGGGGCGGAGUAUAGGGAGGAGUACAAUGACAUCGAGCUUGUGAAGGAUGACGAGAUCAAGAAGAUGCUGACGGACGCGGGCGUGGACGACGCGCUGGCGAAUCACUACGCGCAUCUGUUUAUCCGAGACCCGAUCGUUGUGUUUUCGGAGCUCGUGAACCAGGACGACGCGAACUCGUCUGAUCAUUUCGAGAAUAUCCAGUCGACGAACUGGCAGACGAUGCGGUUCAAGCCGCCGCCGCCGGGAUCGGGGAUUGGCUGGCGCGUGGAGUUCCGGAGUAUGGAGAUCCAGAUCACUGACUUCGAGAACGCGGCGUUUGCGAUUUUCAUUGUGUUGCUGACGCGGGUGAUUUUGUCGUACAAAUUGAAUUUCUAUCUGCCGAUCUCGAAAGUGGAUGAGAAUAUGAAGGUCGCGCAUUAUCGGGACGCGGUGUUGAAUGAGAAGUUUUAUUUCCGCAAGGAUGUGUUUGCGCGGGAGGAAAGCCAUUCGGAGGAGGUGCCGGUGGAGGAGGAGUAUAGGCUAAUGACGAUGAGCGAGAUCAUCAACGGCAAGAAGGGAGACGGGGAGGAGUUUCCGGGACUAGUGCCGCUAGUGCAGAGUUAUCUUGACCGGAUGUCGAUUGAUGUGGACACGCGGUGCCGGCUGAAUGCGUACAUGGAGCUGAUUUCGAAGCGGGCGAGCGGCGAGCUUUGCACGGCUGCGAGUUGGAUGCGCGGGUUUAUUCGCGGGCAUGAGGCGUAUAAGUUUGACUCUGUGGUGAGCGCGGAGAUUAACUAUGAUCUGGUGAAGAUGGUCGAGAAGUUGACAAAGGGAGAGGAGUGGGAUGGCGUUGGCGCGUCGCUUUUGGGGGGGUUGGCGGGAGGGCGGUAGUGUAGAUGCUAGAAGUAGAAGUAGAAGUAGAAGUGGAAGUGGAAGUGGAAGUUCUGCAUGGCGAGUUGAGAUGUACUAUAUACAGCAUUUGGUAGAACGAUGGUUGAUUAGACUGCUAUGCAUUCUUUGAUAUAUGAUAGUAUAUAGAAUAAUAAGAAAUCGAUUUUAUGAGUUUUUUUUGAUGCAGCUAGUAUAUGUACAAAAUCAAAAACGCACGA
Myxozyma melibiosi is the source of this 2396-nucleotide messenger RNA. RefSeq names its product glutamate-cysteine ligase-domain-containing protein. The record is from RefSeq and is a predicted model, not a curated record. Gene Ontology annotation, biological process: glutathione biosynthetic process. Gene Ontology annotation, cellular component: glutamate-cysteine ligase complex. Lineage: Eukaryota; Fungi; Ascomycota; Lipomycetes; Lipomycetales; Lipomycetaceae. The transcript is spliced from 5 exons. Bases 244 to 2178 code for a protein of 644 amino acids. Gene Ontology annotation, molecular function: glutamate-cysteine ligase activity.